GAUCAGCCGUCCCCACUCACUCUGCUAGGCAUCCUUUUCAUAUGUACACACAGAAAAAAAGCUCAUGUGUUGUUCAAUCUUGGUAUAAAGUAUUGUUUUAGUAUUAAAUAUUGUUAUUCCUUUCUCCUUUAUAAUCCCCAAAGUCUUCCUUCUCUUUGCUCAAAGUGAUUCAUACAAUGUUUCAUGGUGUUUCCCGUGUCCAAAAGUUGGGGUGGGAAGAUAGGAGCAGCGGCCUUUGAAGUGGGUUGUUGGUCCUGAGACGCAUGGUUGGUUGUGGUGAGAAGGAUUGGAGUAGAUUGAUCGCGCCCAGAAGUUUGAUCAAGAAUGGAUGCAGUUGCAGUCUGCGUGAGAGAGCCGAGAUUCAGCCUUGGGAUCAUGGAUGACGGUGGUGGUGGCGAGGAAGAUGAUCUCUUCGACUCCUUGUCGUCCUCUGAGGAUUCGAGCGGCUCAGAUCCGUCUUCGGCGUCGGAUUUCAUGGAAGACGCUUCGUCGUCUUCCUCGUCGCCCUCUUCGGUUAAUCAGCUCGUGGAGGGGCCUUUGUAUGAAAUGACAUCCCUUAUGGCACAGCUUCCCUUCAAAAGAGGUCUUUCCAAACAUUACGAAGGUAAAUCACAGUCAUUCACAUCACUAGCAGCAGCGACCUGUUUGGCAGACCUCGCAAAGCCUGAGAAUCCCUACAACAAGAGGUUAAAGUCAUCUAAGAGCUAUGCUGGAAAUCUGGACUGCCACAAGUCAUACCCACCAAGGGGUUCCAUAUCUAAGGCCAUCUCAAAGAAAUCCCCGAAGAGUUCUUGUGGGGCAUCACUGAUCAGAAGAAACAACAGUUUUCUGAGCAACAAGCCACCAAUCCCUACACAAAAGAAUGUGUGACAAAUUGCCCCACACUUGUGUUUUAGGGGUCAUUUUUGAUCCUUUGUAAAUACAUUUCCCAGAAAUAUCGAGGCUAUCUGUUGUUCUUUUUCCUGA
Nymphaea colorata (pocket water lily) is the source of this 966-nucleotide messenger RNA. RefSeq names its product protein OXIDATIVE STRESS 3-like. The coding region runs from base 325 to 870 and encodes 181 amino acids. The transcript has 2 exons. NCBI's taxonomy places the organism in Eukaryota, Viridiplantae, Streptophyta, Magnoliopsida, Nymphaeales, Nymphaeaceae. The record is from RefSeq and is a predicted model, not a curated record.